This is a messenger RNA of Lagopus muta (rock ptarmigan), 4243 nucleotides long. It is a transcript of the gene CDR2, whose product is annotated as cerebellar degeneration related protein 2. The transcript has 5 exons. The record is from RefSeq and is a predicted model, not a curated record. Bases 39 to 1409 code for a protein of 456 amino acids. Lineage: Eukaryota; Metazoa; Chordata; Aves; Galliformes; Phasianidae.
AGGUGAGCGCUGCGCCCUGUCCGCUAGGGAAGGGCGCGAUGCUGGCCGACAGCCUGGUGGAGGAGUUCGAGAUCCGCGAGGAUGAGCCGUGGUACGACCAGCAGGACCUGCAGCAAGAUCUUCACCUUGCUGCUGAGCUUGGGAAGACGCUACUGGACCGCAACACUGAAUUAGAAGAAUCUUUACAGCAAAUGUAUGCAACAAAUCAAGAGCAACUGCAAGAGAUAGAGUAUCUCACAAAGCAAGUGGAGCUCUUGCGUCAAAUGAAUGAUCAACAUGCAAAAGUUUAUGAACAGUUGGAUGUGACAGCAAGAGAACUAGAAGACACUAAUCAAAAGCUAGUUGCAGAGAGCAGAGCAUCACAGCAAAAGAUACUAAGCUUGACAGAGACUAUUGAAAAUCUGCAGACACACAUAGAUGACCUGCAAAGGCAAGUAGAAGAGCUGAAAAAGUCUGGACGAGGCCGGAUGAACCAUGAGAGAUCUGACCAGCCAAGAUCAAUGCACAGCUUCUCGUGUUUGAAGGAGCUGUACGACCUUCGCCAGUAUUUUGUUUAUGAUCACGUGUUUGCAGAAAAGAUUACUUCAAUGGAUAGUCAGCUAAACCCUCUGGAAGAAGAAAAUGAGAACUUGAAGAAGGCAGUUACGGUUCUGCAAGCCCAACUCAACCUAGAAAAAGAGAAGAGGGUAACAAUGGAAGAGGAAUACAGUCUUGUGGUGAAAGAGAACUGCGACCUUGAACAGAGGCUUGUCGAUAUUGACUUGUAUCGGGCUCGUGCAGAGGAGUUGGAAGUGGAAGUAGCUGAAAUGCGACAGAUGCUUCAAUCUGAAAACACACUCCACAAUGCAGAGAAAUUGGUGCCAGAAUCCUUUUUCAUUUCAUUUAAAGAAUCUUUAGAAAGGGAGCUUGGUCAGAGCCCAGCUGAUGAUGGGCUUCUGACUGUCCCUGAACUUGAGAAAAAGGCAUUGAAGCGGAGCAGUAGUGAAAAUUUCCUGAGUAGUGCUGCAGGGGGAGACAUUCUAAGGGGCCAUGAAGAAACGUGCAUCAGGAGAGCUGAAGCUGUGAAGCAGCGGGGAAUCUCUGUACUCAAUGAAGUUGAUGCUCAGUAUAAUGCUCUGAAAGUGAAAUAUGAGGAACUUUUGAAGAAGUGUCAAAUGGAUGAAGAUUCUUUGAAACACAAGGCUGUACAAACACUGAAGCAGUAUUCUAAAGACAGUGUGGGAAAUACCCAGUAUGAUCUUUCAGCUAACAAUCAAGAAUUCACGAAUGCAGGAGAAUCACUUUGCUCCACAAAUACUCUUCCUGAAUAUAAAGCACUCUUCAAGGAAAUCUUUAGCUGUAUCAAAAAAACAAAGGAAGAAAUAGAUGAGCACAGAUCUAAGUACAAGUCCCUUUCUUCUCAGCCAUAACGUUAGAUGUUCUGAUGACUGAUUUGUUGCUGGUGACUAAUUUGUUGCCCAGAAAGGGGGAAAGACUUUACACAAAUGUCAAAAGACCCCUUGCACAGAUGUUUCUUUUAGCACUAAAAAGGAAUGUUUUCAAUUGGCUCAUAGAGAGUAGUUAAAAAGCUAGUUAGACUAGCAGUCUCCCUGUAGGUACGUAGCAAUAGAUGUAAUGUUGUUUGGCACUGUCACACGAACUAGUGGUUGUAAAGGAAACAAACAUUGUAGCUUAAUACUACAAUGCUACUUCAUACACUUGAUUUCUGGCAGAAACUGACAAUGGUUUUCCUAGUCCACUUCAAAUUAACAGAGCUAAGAAAUCCGUACACUACUUCUCACAAAGAACUAGGUAAAAGCUUUUCUUUAACUUGCAUGUGAUCAUCUAGCCCAGUAACUGUAAAAAAAACAAACAAACAAAAAACCAAAAAGCCCCAGGUCAGUAUCACAGGCAGCCUCUCCUCGAGUCCUGAGAAUGAAGUUAGUGAAUCUAGCUGAAUUUGCUUUAGCAGGGAGGUGGAGAGCUAGCAUAGCAGCUUGCGCUGUGCUUGGUAAAGUUAAUGCCAUGUGUUCACAUGAACCAGGCUCUUCUAUGGAUAAGUAUAGAUGUCUUUGUACUGAGAAAGACUUUGACAAGAAGUUUGUGUGGCUGUUUAGGUAUGGUUUCUUAUUUAGGGGACUUCGUCUUAAGGUGAGGUACUGUGAAUUGAUUACAUGUUAUUUGGAGCUGUUUUUUUUUUUUUUUUUGUGGGAGGCCAACAAAGUACCUACUAGUGUGUAUUUGGCAAGACAAAGUUGCAAUUUAGUCAUUUAACUUUAGCAGUAGAAUUGAUACAGUGAGAUAGCUUUUAAGCUCACAUACCACAAACUCCAAGCACUGAAGGAGAUGGGUCAGGUAAAGCCUUAUCUUACAGGUUUGCCCAUUGCUUCCACUGUCAGCUUCAGCGAACCUGUUCCAUGCUGCCUAUGGGGUGGUGGGAGGCUGGAUGCAACACUGCUAGAACAUAUCCUACUGAAAGUGUGGGGCUGUGUUGUUGUUCAUACUUUCCUCCUCCACUCCCUAAUAGUAGCUCAUAGGUAUUCAUAUUCUGAAAAACAAAAUAUGCAGAAGUACAUUCUUUAGAAGUGCUUUGAAGUAUGAAGAAUGGAAAACAAAGGCUAAGCAAUUAAGGAGAAAGAAGGCACCAGGAAAGGUGACAUCCUUCUUACACAGGGUCUCAUAGCUUAAUUUGGUUAGCUCUUCUUGGGAACUUCCUUAUUGCCUGUCUGAGUUGCUGCAAUAUACCAAAACAGCUGGAAGAGUGACAAUUUCUCAGCUUUAGUUCAACUGCUGCUAUUAAGUUGUCUGCCUUAUUUACCUGUUAAGCUUGUGUAUAGUUGUCCUUCAUUUGCAGUAUUAAGACUCCGUAUUGUGGGAAUUUCUCAAAAAUAUGUAUUGCAUUCUUAAGAAUUAUUUAAAAAUGGGAAUCCGAAUGUUGUAAAUAUUUUUCUAAGCAAAUAAAUCAGCCAGUCAAGCUCCACGUGUAACUAGUAAUUAUGCCUAUCUGUGCUGAUCUUGAAACAGUAAACUGUGCAGAUGGCAGCUGCAUUAUCUGGUCUAUCCUACACAGCUCAGAUGGAGUUCCCAUUAAAUUUUUAUUCUAAAAAAUUUACAGUAGGUAGAAAAGGAUACGCCUGUCUGUGCUAUAAGGCCAGAGGCAACGAAGUAGCUUCUUGUUUCUCUCGUGUUUGUCAGUGUUGUUCCAAAAAGGGUGUUGGAGGGGUGGAAGGCAGGAGAGCUGCUGUUCUGCCACCAGGUUAGCUCUGGUGUCACUGCUUCCCUGGCACUUGGAUUGUCAUUAUCUAAAGGCUUUCUACUGCAAAGCAGUAACUUUAGAUAUGUGUUCUGGCUGUCACAAGCACUCUUUUACUAAUGCUAUUCACUUUGGGGAGUGGGGCAUCCACACCCAUGGGACCAGAAGUUGUGUAGAAACAACUUUAGAAUUUCUUGUUAAAUAUGUGAUCUUCAGUGGUUUAAUACUGUUGGUUAGCAGGGCACUUUCUAUCUAUUUUUUACCCUUUAAAAUAUCCAGAAUGUUCUCAGAUUUCCACAGAAAUCUUCUGUAGCAUAACCUGCCUUUGACCACCUGUGCCAUUGUUGAGCUCUGGCUGUACUGCAGUGUACUUUAACACUUAACUGUACAUACCCUGUAAUAAAAACCUCCAAGGCUCUGCUGUUCUAUAACCUCUCUCAGACUGGCUUUCUCAGGGAUAAGCUUUAUGGGCGCAGCUGUAGGCAAUGCUACAGCAACAGGGUCAUGCUAGGUAAGCAACAGUGAUGGGGACACCCAGCACAAAGGCUGCAAAAGCUGCCUGAACUUGAACACUGCCUGAUUACAGUAGUGAAUAAACUUAGUGUGUGAGUUAAGGUAGAGUUUUAGCAGUUUAGAAAUAAGUACUUUCCACAGAAGUUCAAAAUGCUCUAAGUAUGGCACACUGCUCUUAGGCCAAUCUUAAUCUGCUUAUUUUAGUUAAAAAAACAGCCCUUAAGCAUAAGUAGAUGAAAUUAAUAGUAUCUACUUGAGCUUCUCAUAUGAUGGAAAUUACAGAAAACAAAACCCACGAACAGUAACUGCUCUAAAGCCACCAGUGGGGUGUUCCUUACCUCACUGCUGUGAAGCUUAAGUGACAAACGUAGAACAGAAGCAACUCAGUUAUCAUUUCUUGAGCAACAGGCUGCAUCUUGACAACCAUCCUAAAAAAUGUGAUGCAAGUAGAAAAGUACAGCAAGGGGCAGUUUGCCAUCUACCUCAAACAUCUGCAAA